UCGGAACUGAACCCCUAAAGCGGGUCCGCCUCCCGCCCUCGAGCCCGCCUGGGGCUGAGUCGCUGGCUGCGGUGGGCGGCAGAGCGACGGGGAGUUUCCUCUCACCCUGGAUGGAGCUGAACUUUGAGUGGCCAGAGGAGUGCGGUCGCCCGGGAAUCGCUGCACGCUGAGCUCUCCCUGCGAGACCCAGCGGCGGCUUUGGAUUUGGGGGGGCGGGGACCAGCUGCGCGCCGGCACCAUGUUUCUGGCCACUCUGUACUUCGCGCUGCCACUCCUGGAUUUGCUGCUGUCGGCCGAGGUGAGUGGUGGGGACCGCUUGGACUGCGUGAAAGCCAGUGAUCAGUGCCUGAAGGAACAGAGCUGCAGCACCAAGUACCGCACACUAAGGCAGUGCGUGGCGGGCAAGGAAACCAACUUCAGCCUGGCAUCUGGUCUGGAGGCCAAGGAUGAGUGCCGCAACGCCAUGGAGGCCCUGAAGCAAAAGUCUCUCUACAACUGCCGCUGCAAGCGGGGCAUGAAGAAAGAGAAGAAUUGUCUGCGCAUCUACUGGAGCAUGUAUCAGAGCCUGCAGGGAAAUGAUCUACUGGAAGAUUCCCCGUAUGAGCCAGUUAACAGCAGGUUGUCAGAUAUAUUCCGGGCAGUCCCGUUCAUAUCAGUGGAGCACAUUUCCAAAGGGAACAACUGCCUGGAUGCGGCCAAGGCCUGCAACCUGGAUGACACCUGCAAGAAGUACAGGUCUGCCUACAUCACCCCGUGCACCACCAGCAUGUCCAAUGAAGUCUGCAACCGCCGCAAGUGCCACAAGGCCCUCAGGCAGUUCUUUGACAAGGUCCCGGCCAAGCACAGCUACGGAAUGCUCUUCUGCUCCUGCAGGGACAUUGCCUGCACUGAGCGGCGGCGACAGACUAUCGUUCCCGUGUGCUCCUAUGAAGAAAGAGACAAGCCCAACUGCCUGAAUCUGCAGGACUCCUGCAAGACAAACUACAUCUGCAGAUCUCGCCUUGCAGAUUUUUUUACCAACUGCCAGCCAGAGUCAAGGUCUGUCAGCAGCUGUCUGAAGGAGAACUAUGCAGACUGCCUCCUGGCCUACUCAGGACUGAUUGGCACGGUCAUGACCCCCAACUACAUAGACUCCAGCAGCCUCAGUGUGGCCCCGUGGUGUGACUGCAGCAACAGUGGCAAUGAUCUGGAGGAGUGCUUCAAGUUUCUGAAUUUUUUUAAGGACAAUACAUGUCUCAAAAAUGCAAUUCAAGCCUUUGGCAAUGGCUCAGAUGUGACCAUGUGGCAGCCAGCCCUCCCAGUACAGACCACCACUGCCACCACUACCACUGCCUUCCGAAUCAAGAGCAAGCCUCUGGGGCCAGCAGGGUCUGAGAAUGAAAUCCCCACACACGUUUUGCCACCUUGUGCGAAUCUGCAGGCACAGAAGCUGAAAUCCAAUGUGUCGGGCAGUCCACACCUCUGUCUUUCUGAUCAUGAUUACGAAAAGGAUGGUCUCGCUGGUGCCUCCAGCCACAUAACCACAAAAUCAAUGGCUGCUCCUCUCUGUUGCGGUCUGAGCUCACUGCCGGUGCUGAUGGUUACCACUCUGGCCACCCUAUUAUGUGUAUCCUUGGCAGAAACAUCGUAGCUGCAUUCAGAAAAUAUGGAAAGACAAGAGAGAGAAGCAAACAACCAAGUAACCUGUUUCCUGUCCUCUUGUAUAUCUGAAAAUCCAGUUUUAAAAGCUUGGUUGAGAAACAGUUUCAUCCAACUGGAACUCCUUUGUUGUUUUUAAGGAAGCUUCUUGUGACCCUGGGGGGCUUCUGUGGAAGAACCGAUACAGGGCUAAUUCCAAACUCAGAAGGCUCUGUGGCAUGGUGUGGGUUAAGGGACCAUUUGUAAACUGACUGUAAAGCAAGCUGAGGCUAUGGUUUUGAUGGUGAUGGUUAUGGUGGUGGUGAUGGUGAUGGUGAUGAUGAUGACCGAUGAU
Molecule: messenger RNA, 1972 nt
Organism: Peromyscus eremicus (cactus mouse)
Lineage: Eukaryota; Metazoa; Chordata; Mammalia; Rodentia; Cricetidae
Gene: Gfra1
Product: GDNF family receptor alpha 1
Exons: 9
Coding region: 239-1630 (463 amino acids)
Biological process (GO): nervous system development
Cellular component (GO): external side of plasma membrane; signaling receptor complex
Molecular function (GO): signaling receptor activity
Source: RefSeq, a predicted model, not a curated record